Messenger RNA from Malaya genurostris, 984 nucleotides. RefSeq names its product trypsin-like. The record is from RefSeq and is a predicted model, not a curated record. Bases 25 to 966 code for a protein of 313 amino acids. The transcript has 2 exons. NCBI's taxonomy places the organism in Eukaryota, Metazoa, Arthropoda, Insecta, Diptera, Culicidae. Gene Ontology annotation, molecular function: serine-type endopeptidase activity. Gene Ontology annotation, biological process: proteolysis.
AAAACAAAAUCAUUAAUUUGCACCAUGGUUAUUUUGAUUGUCAAUUUUUUGUCUUUGUUCAUCAACGUCGCGUUGUCAUUCGAGAAUGGCUCAGAGCUGCGAACUUUCAAAUCAUCCAACAUUCCAGUAUCGACUGUUACUACUAUCAAAGACGAAUGCUUCGAAACGUUCCGGAUCGUGGGUGGUAAACCGGCAAUCAUCGAGGAGGCACCCUACCAAGUGUCAAUUCGAACGUACCUUUCUGCGGAUUGGAAAACGAACGUCCACUGUGGAGGAUCGCUAAUUUCCGCGAAAGCCGUUCUCUCGGCCGGACACUGUUUUGGCAGGAAAGCCCAGUCUGUCAAUCCGAGACUAUACCUGGUAGUGUUGGGAAGUGCCCACCGAAUUUGGCAAUCGACUAGUUCACACCGAAGAGGCGUUCGUUUGGUGACCGUCCAUCCGAGGUUUCGCAUGGCUCCAACGGUGCAGCAUGAUUUGGCUCUGGUGAUGAUGGAUCGAGAUGCUAGUGAAACAUCUAGCAUACAGCUUGUUGCUCUUCCGGUGAAACCCGUCACCGAGGAAACCAUCUGCAUCGUCACGGGAUGGGGUAGACAGGAUUUUUAUGAAGUUCGUAAACCGACUUGUCUAAUGAAAGCCAUCAUUCCGGUGCUCAAUUUGGCUGAGUGCCGAAAACGGCAGACCAUUCCAAUCGCAGAUGGCUUUAUCUGUGCGGGUUUUUUCGAAGGCGGAAUUGAUGCUUGCACCGGUGAUUCCGGAGGUCCGCUGGUUUGCAACGGGGUCCAGUACGGAAUCGUUAGUUAUGGUAAAGCGUGUGCCGAGCCCAAUCAUCCCGGCCUGUACACGGACGUGUAUCACUAUGUGGAUUGGAUUCGGCGGGAAGUUGACCGCAAUGGUUCCAAUUUAAAGCUGUUAUCCUUUUGUACCAUUCUGCUAACGGUGGCGAUAAGACUUCUGAUUGAAGUUUGAAACGAAAUGGAAAAAUAU